Messenger RNA from Pseudo-nitzschia multistriata, 1799 nucleotides. The record is from the annotation of a GenBank genome assembly. Lineage: Eukaryota; Bacillariophyta; Bacillariophyceae; Bacillariales; Bacillariaceae.
CCUGAUUUUUUGAAAUCGGCGUGACUAAUUUAUUUUUUCUCGAAUUUCAUUUUUUAGGGUUGAACGAAACACGAAAAGGCAUUUUCGCAUCCUAACUGAUUUAGCUCUUGCUCCUUGUUUGCAACUACAAGUACUUUGAUUUCCGUCGCUGCCGAUAAGGCCCACCACAGCACUAUAACACAGGAGUUGGUUGAUAACAACGAAACCGAUCGAUUCCGCGACAAUGUCGGAUAACAACAGCCAGAAAGAGGACAAUGCGACCUGGUCCGAUGACGAUGACUUCUUUGCCGACGACGACUUUGCGGUCGAGAGUAAGAUGGACCCGGGCAACGACGACGGGUGGCAAGACAGCUACGAUGCCAACGACGAAGACGACCUGGACGUUUCUCGGAUCGACCAAUACGAACCCGUGGAUGAAUCCAAGGAAGACGAGGACGACGCAAACGAGGACGACAUAGACGAGGACGAGGACACGCCCCGAAGCCCGAUUGCGGAGGGCGGUGGUUCCGAACCCGAACAGCACGCCGAAGAACCCGAGGAUUCCCGCGGCGCCGGGGCGGGGAAGCCCGCGGAAACGGGGCAUGCCACCGGGGAGCAAGGCGAAACCAACGGCGGAGAUGGUUCUGCCCCUGCCGAUGCGGCGCCUCCCGCUCCGCUGCCACCCCGCGGCGCUGGUUCGGGCGACAAGCCGCCGUUGCCGGCGGAGAGAACCGUCCCCGCGACGCCGAAUUUCUUGUCCACGGUGUCCGGUGCCCCGGACGGCGUGGGAUCUACGCCGACCGCGCUCCCCGGGACACCGGUGACGCCGUUCGGAGAACUGACCAACGAGGACGAAAAAUUCGAAGACAUUGUGAGGCAACGGAAUCGGGUAAGUGAUCCUCGCUGUUGCUGUGCUGCCAACAAUACACCUGCGUUUUUUUAAAAAGAUGGGCUAGACUCCGUGAACAUAGACACUAUUUUACCAGAGGAGAUGGGAAGAACUAUCGGAGACUGCUUUUUGUUGCCUGCUAACUCUUGUUCGCUGCCUCUUCUCGGAUAUUGAUGUGCUGGGCAACUUUUGUGUGGUUUUUCUAGAGUCGGAAAGAGAAGGAGGAUUACCACAUCGCGAACAUCAAGGUCCAGAUGGGUCGGUUAGAGGACGCCCUGGCGGCCGAAACCAAACGCCGGGUGGACGCCACCACCGCCCUGGACGAACUGGGCCGGAGCCAGGUCCACAAAAUGGAAGAACGCAUCAAGGCCCAGCUGCGAGACGAAAACGAACAGCUGCAGUCCCGCCUGGGCGAUCUGGAGGAACGCGUGCGGAGGCUGGAGGAGAGCUGGGCCACGGAAGCGAACCACCAGAUCGAGGUCGUGAACAGCAAGGCAUCGGACCUGAACAAGGCCAUCUCCCGGGUCCAGGAAGACCAGGACAUGGAGCGCAGGGCCCGCCUGAAGCGAGAGGGCAUUCUCUUGCGGCAGGUGGAGGACCACGCCAAGCAAACGGAGGACACGUGGAAAACGGAGCGGAAGGAACGGAUCGAACGCCUCAAGGAACUGGAGACCUCGAUCCUCCGAAACGAGGCUCGGCUGGCCCUGGAACAGAAACGCUACGAGGACCGCAUCGAGAACGAGCUGACCCUGCUGAAGGAAGAACUGGAGGUCGAAAUCGAAGAGCGGCAAAACCAGGACGAGCAGAUCGUCUCGGCCCUAAAUCGGUACACGCAGCAGCUGCAGCAGAGUCUUGCCAUUCUGAGCUCCGAUUGAUGCCGAUCGAUCGGCUCUGGUGAGCAAGUGCGGACGUGGAGGAUUGCAAGCGAUCU